This is a messenger RNA of Saccharomyces kudriavzevii IFO 1802, 207 nucleotides long. It is a transcript of the gene HUG1, whose product is annotated as Hug1p. The record is from RefSeq and is a predicted model, not a curated record. NCBI's taxonomy places the organism in Eukaryota, Fungi, Ascomycota, Saccharomycetes, Saccharomycetales, Saccharomycetaceae. Bases 1 to 207 code for a protein of 68 amino acids. The transcript has a single exon.
AUGACUAUGGACCAAGGCCUCAACCCAAAACAAUUCUUCCUUGACGAAGUCAUCCUGCAAGACACCCUCUGCUCGAUGAGCAACCGUGUCAACAGCAGCGUCAAGACCGGCUACCUACUACCUAAGGGCCAUGUUCCCUCCGCCAACAUCAUUGCCGUGGAACGUCGUGGUGGCCUUUCUGACAUUGGCAAGAAGUCUGCGAAUUAA